AUGCUUAUUGCGGACACUUUGAAGGACUGGAGAUUUGCCAACAACCCACUAGUCGUCGAUUACUGCAAAAUUCGUUUCUAUUGUGGUAUUCCCAUGGUAACGAAGGAGGGGGAGGCAAUCGGAUGCCUCUCAAUUUUUGAUACUUCGCCAAACGCAAAUAUGAGCGGAUCAAAGAUCGAACGUCUUGAGGCUAUCAGCAGAGAGUUUCUCCAUUUACUUGAGCUUUCGCACAAGGCAUUCUUGAAUAAACUCAGCGUUCGAUUCGCAAAUCUACACACUCAAGCUGAAAUAGAUUUCAUGAAGUUAUCCCUCAAACUAGGAAGAGCUACAAGCAAAGGAGGAUGCAUGGCGGUUUUUGAAAGAGAUGGGUCUGGCAGCGCAUACUGCCGUAACUUGAAUUUCGAAGAUUGCAACAUUUUGGUGAACAAGAAAGUAUCCAGGUCCACGCUUCCUUCAGUGGUUAGCCAGUCGGUACGCAAGCUUUUGUCGGAGACAACGACAAUACGAAAAGCUUUUGAAAGCAUCACCAAAUCCAUCAAUGUUUACCACAGAUUGGAUUUCACUUGCGUUAUGGAGAUUAGAUUUCUCGAACUGUACCAACUCCCAGCCCAGCAUUUCCCCUCCGGAAAUGCGAAAGUAUACCUUGAGAGCUAUCCCAAAAAACACAAGUUGAUUAAGAAGGAUGGAAAAGUGAGGAUCCAAUUGAGAGUCAUUGCCAAAUAUGGUGGUGAUUAUAAGGUUGAAUCAACAGAUGUUGAAGUUUGGCAAAAGGCAUUCAAUAGCGAAUUCGGAGUACAGAUGAAGAAUCUCAAAAACAGUGCAAUCUUCAACCAUGCCUUGAUUAUGCCCUUCUAUAGAGUCAAGCCCAAUUUGGUGAGAGACACUAGGUUUGAGCCAAAGGACGAUAUGUGUGAUGUUUUUCUUCGGUCGGGAGGCUACCUUCUAGGCAUUUUCAGCAAGAAGAGAGAUGAUCUCUUCGAGACAGGCAGACUCUCCCGGUUCUACGACCAUGUCCUGCUUGUUCAAAAAGUAUGUAUGGGCAAAUAA
Molecule: messenger RNA, 1047 nt
Organism: Australozyma saopauloensis
Lineage: Eukaryota; Fungi; Ascomycota; Pichiomycetes; Serinales; Metschnikowiaceae
Exons: 1
Coding region: 1-1047 (348 amino acids)
Source: RefSeq, a predicted model, not a curated record